Bipolaris oryzae ATCC 44560 is the source of this 1068-nucleotide messenger RNA. RefSeq lists its product as uncharacterized. Bases 1 to 1068 code for a protein of 355 amino acids. The record is from RefSeq and is a predicted model, not a curated record. Lineage: Eukaryota; Fungi; Ascomycota; Dothideomycetes; Pleosporales; Pleosporaceae. The transcript has a single exon.
AUGCCACAAACAAGAGUCGAACCUCUCGCUGACCAGAGGCAAAGAAGAAACCACCUUCUCUACUCACACCAUCACCAACCCCUGAUUACUGAAGUGCUGGAGCAAGAGCUUCCCAAAUACACAAACAGCACCGUAAUCGACACGACGAACAUGAUCCAACACAUGCGUGAAUGUGCACUGAUUCUCGCCUCAGCAUCUCCAGUCUUUAGAGCCGCCAUAGCCGGGAAUCUAUCCUCUCAACUUCUAACCGACUCAGAGCUCCAAAGCGAAUACACAGCCCUCUCAGACCGAGCCCACUACCAACCUUCCAUCUACGCUCACUUUCUAACGGACACCCAGGGCACACCACCAACACCGAACCAGUACCUCACCAUCAGCAACAUGGUGCGGGACUACCUGGCCGAGAACAUCGUCUCACAGCAUCCAUGGCACAUAGACAACAUGACGCAUCCCCCCGUGCCACAGGACUCCUCCAACAACGGCCACCGCAAGUACCUUCACAGUACAACUACCAAAUCUCGCUCAGCAAAGCGCUCAGAAGCCCUCCACCGUUUCUGUACCGCCGCCCACCAACGCUGGCUCGACACCCCUGCUUCCCUGCGCAACACACCUUUUCCCUAUCCCCCCGCUGAAGUCGGAUACUCGCGGCACUCGCACUGUCGACUCCGCCAGCACAGGCUGCGGCAGUCGUCCAACUACAUUAUGAAUCUGGUCGAGGACAUAUGCAGCUAUCUGCAUCGCAUUGGGGUGUUCGAGCAGCAGUUCAGCAUGCACGGAUAUGUCAUCUUUUUGCUGUUUCGGAGUGGCCAGGCUGCUAUUGCGGAAAUUUUUUGCUCGGGGCUGCUGCAGGUAUGGGUGGAGGGUGGAGGCGGAUUCAAUGCGUGUCCUGCGGGGAGGAGCGUGGCGACUGCGAAGAAGGUGGGUGAGGGGGAGUGGGCAGGGUAUGAGAGGUGGGUGAGAGAGGAGUCGGGUGUGGUGGAGAAUAUGAGGAUGCAGCUGCGGAGGGCUGAGGAGUGGCGGAGGGCGCUAGAGUGGGAGGACGGGGAGAAUCAUGGUGGGUGUGCUUAG